Messenger RNA from Styela clava, 1161 nucleotides. RefSeq names its product toll-interacting protein A-like. NCBI's taxonomy places the organism in Eukaryota, Metazoa, Chordata, Ascidiacea, Stolidobranchia, Styelidae. Gene Ontology annotation, cellular component: cytoplasm. The record is from RefSeq and is a predicted model, not a curated record. Gene Ontology annotation, molecular function: ubiquitin conjugating enzyme binding; ubiquitin binding. Gene Ontology annotation, biological process: ubiquitin-dependent protein catabolic process.
CCGGGUAAAUAUGUAAAUUCUAAAUAUGAAAAUCCUAUAAUAUUAUGACCUUCGACCCUUAAAGCGUAUCAAAUUGUAUUUUCUAUUCCGCUCUCUGGCUCUGAUCUUUGUGGGUCUAGUUCUCUUUUUCCAGUUUUCCGUUGACCUGUCGUUUUCAAUCGUUUGAAAUUUUUGUAGAUUUGAGUUAUCACUUAGGGUACUAUGGCUUCGGCAGUUCAACCUCAGCCUGCACAGGCUCCAACAGUAAACGGAAAUGGCGGUAUGAAGUUGACAGACACUAAACGAGGUAAAGUCCUUCUGGGACAACUUUCAUCUGAUUUUUUGAGAAUAAAAACCGCUGUUUCAACAGGACAAUCAAGGAACGACGCAACCCUGGCACAGCAAAUGGCGUUACAGCAGCAACAAAUGCUGACACAAACUGCUGUUGCAGGAACUGCAACCAGAUUGAAUUUAACCUUAGUUGAAGCAAAAUUAAAUAAGAAUUAUGGUGUUACAAGAAUGGAUCCAUACUGCCGUGUUAUUGUGGGACAUGCAGUUUAUGAAACUGCAACAGCACAAAAUGGCGCAAAGCUUCCAUAUUGGAAUAAAACUAUUUCAACUACGGUGGCACAGGAUUUAAAACAUAUCAAGAUAGAAAUUUACGAUGAAAGAGCCUUUUCUAUUGAUAACAGAAUAGCGUGGGGUAAAAUUGACAUUUCGGACGCGAUAAAAAGUGGGAAAUCUGAAGAUGAUUGGUGGCCGUUAAGCGGAAAACUUGGCGACGAAAAGGAAGGAAUGAUACAUUUACAAAUUUCAUGGUCCAAAGUUCAGCAACCAAUUAUAUACAACGCUCCAAUGCCGAUGAUGUUCCCACACGUCUAUAAUCCUGCUGGUGUACCUAUGAUGAUGCCCGCGGCAGCAGGUGGGUACAUGGUGCCACCUGGUGUCCAAGUCGGGGGUAUGUAUCCACCAAGUCAGCCGCAAACACAAAUUCAGCAACCCGCGAUCACAGAACAAGAUCUCAAACAAGUUAAAGAAAUGUUUCCAAACGUGGAAGAUAGCGUGAUUAAAGCAGUUCUAGAAGCAAGUGGAGGAAAUAAGGAUGCAGCUAUUAAUUCUCUAUUAAAUAUGCAGUAAUAAGUUUGGUUUAAAAAAUAGGAAUGUAACAUGAUGUAAUAUACU